AGAUAUUACAGUAGCGGCUUUUUUCUUUUUUGGCGGCGUUGGGGCGGAUCUCUUUGCUAUCCCCCGCCAUCGACUCCGUUGUGGGACACCCCCCAGAACCAGAUCCCAGGGUAGUUCGUCUUACUAUUGAAAAAAAGUACGAGCUGAAUGACCACUCAUUUCGUAUUCAACUCUUCUAAUACAGAUUUUGGAAUUGUCAUUAUCUCUGCCCUAUCCAGUCUUUGAAAACGAGCCGGCCUUCAUCGCCAGCUGCUUACACUAGCGUGGGACGAACUGGGCAUAUACAGCCAUGGCUACUCGCAAGCUUAACGUGCUCGUAUAUACCGGCACCGGCACAACAGUAGAGUCCGUUAAGCACGCCAUCUACUCGUUGCGUCGACUGCUGGCCCCCAAUUACUACGCUGUCAUUCCCCUAACCGAGGCCAGCCUGCUCAAGGAACCAUGGCCCUCGACGUGUGCGCUGUUGGUGUUUCCCGGCGGCGCUGAUCUGGGUUAUUGUCGGGUGCUCAACGGGGCUGGAAACGCCUUGAUCUCCCAGUACGUCCGGAGGGGAGGCGCAUACCUAGGAUUCUGCGCCGGCGGGUACUAUGGCAGCAAAAAAUGCGAGUUUGAGGUCGGCAACAGAGGUAUGGAAGUCAUUGGGCCGCGUGAACUCGCCUUCUUUUCCGGCACGUGCCGCGGUGGGGCCUUCAAAGGUUUCCAGUAUAAUAGCGAGAAGGGUGCCAGGGCAGUGAGGCUUGAUGUGAAGAAGGACGCCUUCAAGAGUGUCGGCGUGCUGCCAGAUGAGGUCCUAUGUUACUACAAUGGUGGUGGCGUGUUUAUUUUGCCGCCGAAAACACCAGACGAGUAUCAGGUUCUUGCGAGCUACGCGGGCGAUAUUGAUGUUGAUGGCGGCGAGGAGAAAGCGGCAGCAGUCUUCUGCAGAGUUGGCCAGGGGUCUGCUAUCCUCACGGGACCGCAUCCCGAAUUCGCACCAGCCAAUCUGAGCCACCAGAACGACGUGCCAGGAUACGAUGACCUUAUCGCAACUUUGAAGCAGGCCGACGAGGCUCGUGCGACCUUCCUCAAGGCUUGUCUCGUGAAGCUCGGUCUCGAGGUCAACCAGGAAACGUCCAGCGUGCCCUCCCUUUCGCGAAUACACCUCUCCGCAAUGGACAGCGCCGAGGUCGACGACCUGCUUAUCGGCCUGGAGGAGGCAAUCACGCGAGAAGACGGCGAGGAGUACAUCAAUGGCGAGAAUGACAUCUUUCACCUCGAGAAAAUGAACACGAAAUGGGAUAUGAAUGCGCUCAAAAAAACCCUCUCACACGACAAUACUAUAUCCUCACUUGAAGGCAUCAUCGACUACACAACAAUCCCCAAACGUGUCAUGGUCCACGAUGAGUCGUGGCCAGAUACGAAAGAAACACCAUACUUCAAUCAUCACGCCUAUUACUCUAAUCUCAAAUCUUACAGAGAAACGGACCGUGAGGCCGAAAAAUGGGGCGACUACCUGAUGUAUGGAGAAGUGGUUACCAGCACCAACACUUUGCUUGAGAAGAACUACAAGCUCCUCUCACACCUCCCGACGGGAUUUACUCUUGCAGCUACAACCCAAAUCGCCGGUCGCGGGCGUGGUAACAACGUCUGGGUCUCCCCAGCGGGCGCCCUGAUCAUGUCCACCGUGAUCAACCACCCGGCCCAUCUAGCCGCCAGCCGGCCAAUAGUAUUCAUCCAGUACCUAGCUGCCGUCGCCAUUGUCGAGGCCAUCAAGAGCUACGACAAGGGCUACGGCGACAUGCCUGUGAAGCUCAAGUGGCCGAACGAUAUCUACGCGCUGGACCCCAGGAGCAAGGAUGAUCCGCCGAAGUAUGUCAAGAUCGGCGGUAUCUUGAGUAACUGUGCAUACUCCUCGGGCGCAUACCAGAUCGUGCUGGGAAUCGGCAUCAACACAACCAACGGCCGGCCCACCACCUCGCUCGACGCUCUGCUGCCCAGCCACCUGCCGCCGUUUAGGAUCGAGAAGCUCCUGGCCAGAAUCUUGACACGGAUCGAAGUGCUCUAUAACCAAUUCGUCCGCAGAGGUUUCACCGAGGAAAUGGAGCGGAACUACUACGCUCACUGGCUGCACGGACGACAGAUUGUGACGCUGGAAGCGGAGGGCGGGGUCAGGGCCAGGAUUGUUGGCAUCACGAGGGACUGGGGUAUGUUGAGGGCCGAGGAGCUGAAUAGCGAUGACAGGCCGACGGGCAAGAUGUGGGCGCUGCAGAGCGACGAGAACAGCUUCGAUUUCUUCAAGGGACUGGUGCGGCGGAAGGUAUAGACACAAUAGAAACAGCAGUUGCACGGCAUAAGGAUUAUUUAUAGAAGCCAUAUAAAGCGUAUCGUUCUGAAAUUCGACAACUGAUAGCCAAUCAUUACUUUCGGUCACAUUGACGGACGCGCUCGGAACGUUUCUUACGCGACUGCACAGGCACUCCAGGGAUGAUGGCCAAACGUUCAUGACUAAAGGACGCUUAGUGCAUUAUGAGAUUUCUCGACCGCACUCGGGCAGUUGUGUUGAUAUUAUAGGGAUAGUGUGAUCUUGAUAUUCGAUAAUUUAACACUAAGUACAUACCUCGGCAG
Molecule: messenger RNA, 2604 nt
Organism: Truncatella angustata
Lineage: Eukaryota; Fungi; Ascomycota; Sordariomycetes; Amphisphaeriales; Sporocadaceae
Product: biotin-protein ligase
Exons: 1
Coding region: 290-2302 (670 amino acids)
Biological process (GO): protein modification process
Cellular component (GO): cytoplasm
Molecular function (GO): biotin--[biotin carboxyl-carrier protein] ligase activity
Source: RefSeq, a predicted model, not a curated record